Molecule: messenger RNA, 492 nt
Organism: Ficedula albicollis (Collared flycatcher)
Lineage: Eukaryota; Metazoa; Chordata; Aves; Passeriformes; Muscicapidae
Product: protein app1-like
Exons: 3
Source: RefSeq, a predicted model, not a curated record
UGUUCCAGCUGUGCCAGCUGUUCCAGGUGUGUCAGCUGUACCAGGUUUGCCAACUAUGCUGGCCGUGACAGAUGUUCCAGCUGUGACAGGUGUUCCAGCUGUGCGAGGUUUGUCGGUUGUUCCAGCUGUGCCGGCUGUGCCAGGUUUGCCAGCGGUGUCAGGUUUGCCGGUUGUUCCAGCUGUUCCAGGUGUGCCGGCUGCUGCCGCUGUGUCAGGACCGCCAGCUGCUCCAGCUGUGCCACCCCCUGCUGUGCCAGCUGUGCCCGUUCCUGCUGUGCCGGUUCCAGCCGCUCCAGCCGUGCCGGUUCCAGCCGCGCCCGUUCGCGCUGCCCCGGCCGUGCCCACGCCCGCGCUGGCGGUGCUGCCGGCCCCGGGCAGGGCGGUGUUCCCGGUGUUCCCGCUGUUCCCGGUGUUCCCGCUGUUCCCGGCGCUCCCGGCGCUCCCGGCGGCGCUGAUGACGCUGAUCUCGGUGUUCCCGGCGCUGCCCAGGAC